GUCAAAACAAACGUUCAAAUGUUUCUGCCCAAAGUUUGGUACUCUGUGCUUUGUGUUUAGCUAAGUCCAUAAAAUAUUAGACAACAUUUAGAUACGCGCUACGGUUGCAGUAAUUAACGUCAGACACGAACAUUAGGAACACCUCUCUCUGUUGCCAUUGGUAACGUUACCGCGCCUCCUUCGUGGAUGUUUACAGGAGCGUCAGUCAGGAUCAAUGGCGUCCUGUGUGUCAGAGUGGAUAACGUCCUGUUGUAACGUAAUUUUGUCUGCCACAGCAUUGUGCUCUUCUUACAGACUCUUUAAGGAUCACAGGGCUCCUGCAGUCGGCCUCUUUGUGCUCGGACUCUCUGCAGCACUUUGCAUCUUGCAUCCCUCCAGCUUACACCUCACCUCUCUCCAGAGAGAAGCUGAGUGGGCUGGAGAUGUUCUGGCUCCAGCGCUCAUCUCCUUUGAAUUCCUGUGGCUCAGUGAAGACCAUAACACGGCACAUAUUCUCCUGUGUGGCUCCUGCCUGCUGCUUGGACUGUGUGACUGGCUCUCAGCAGACAGUCUCACACUGAUGACACGCUGCCUCGGUUUGUCUUCCCUGUCCUGCUGUCUGACCGUGUGUCUGUUUGCCGGUAAUGCUCUAGGGGCCUUUGGCGGUGUGGCCCUCAGCCUUCCACUGCUUGUGGCUCCAAGGGUUGAAGCACACACUUUUUCUCCAUUCAUUUCUCCAGCUGCAACUGAGGGACUCACCAAGUGGUUGUUAAAGGGCUCCAUGUCUGUCGGCUGUUUGGCCUCCACAUGGGCCCUCAGCAAGUUCCUGUUGGAUGUGACUGACCGAUGUAACAUUUAGUUAAUCAGUAAAGAUUUGUAUUACUUGUCAGGAUCUGUUUGGACUGUCAAGUGCUAAAGAGUGACCAAAUGGACUUAAGCAAAGAAGAAUGUGCCUAACUAAUAAGCAUUUCAGGACAUAUGUGAAUUGAGUGGCAUUAACUUUAUUUCCAUUGUUAUUAAUUCGCCUUGGUGAGUUUGUGGUGCAACAGAAUAGACAGGACAACAUUUGAUAAAAUCAUAAUAUACACAUAUUAAAAUACACAAAGUAUCAUUUAACAUAUAUUUUAAUGUAAGUUUCCGGUAGUGCUGAGGUGAUUAAAUGAUUAGGCAAUCAUCAGAAGAAAUGGCAAUAGCUCAGUCAUUGAGCAAUAUGCCACACAAUGACUAAUUCCAGCUUUUCUUUUUUUUUUGGAGGCCAUAUGCACUAAUGUAUAACAUGAUUUUGCAUUUGGAUGUGUAAAAACAAAAUACAACCAAUUAUUGAGCAAAAUAAAUAGAGUUUGGAUGAUGGAAGAAUUACCAUGAUAACUGCUUCUUAUACAGUAUAUAUCACGCUUUGUAUUUAAAAGGUAAAAGCCAAGUCUGCACAGUCAAGGAAAGUCAACCCAAAUUUCAAAUUAUUCAGAAAUAAUUAUUAUUAAUAAUUAUAUUAUAAUUAUAAUUAUAAUAAUUUAAUUUCUUUAAUCUUUAAUGUAAUUAACUUAAUUUGAAUCAGGGCAUAGACACUACUGAACAAACUCAUUUGCAUGAGAAUAUGUGACUACAAUUUACAACUGACAGCCCGUUGAGGCAUUCUGCAUCUCUGUGAUGCAGCAAGAACCUUUCAGCCCUGCUGACAUUUAUUAUGCUGUUCAAUUUGAAUACGAUGUAGCCGGCAUGUGGGCGUUUUAAUUUCCUGUGUGAUCAUCUCCGAGAAUGUCUCACAGACUGUAUUUUCUCUCAGGCCACUGACACUCUCUGCACGUCUCUGCUAACAAUUUUAGUGUUGCAGAGUCCAAAAACAUCCAGCUGCCUCAGUGACUGGGUCCUGUUUGUUCUGCAGCCUCAGCAGAAUCACUGUUUAAAUAUCUGCAGUGGUCUCAGCGCCUGGCCCUGCUCUUACCUUAUCAUGCCCAAAUGAUACUUAUCAAUGCCCUUUUUUCAUUUCUUAACAACAGUGACCUAAUCUGUUUAAUUUACCAUCAUAUUUUGUUUGUCGACAGUGUUGUUCUUGCAAGAUAUUAUUCUUUACAGAGAUUUGCAGUGGACACUGCAGAUUCUCUCUCGGGAUAUCAGAGUUGUGAGCAGCUGCCUCAGCAGUUUUACUGCAGUAUAAUAACAAGAAUGUGUGUCUGUGUUUCUGUCUGUGGGACAGUGCCUUUGUCAGACCUCAGGUUACUCACAGGUGACCUGGGACACUUUUUUAAGGUUUUCAAUAAUUCCCUGCACAUUUGUGAGUUCGGGGUGCCAAAAUGAUAUUGAUAAUGGUGCUGUCUGUGAUGUUUUUGGUAAUUAUCUAUCAAUGAAUUCAUGACUUUUUGGGGAAUGUGAAAAUGUUUUACAAA
Messenger RNA from Plectropomus leopardus (leopard coralgrouper), 2363 nucleotides. Its product is annotated as transmembrane protein 276-like. NCBI's taxonomy places the organism in Eukaryota, Metazoa, Chordata, Actinopteri, Perciformes, Serranidae. The record is from RefSeq and is a predicted model, not a curated record.